UUAAAAAAUGUCCUCUAUCCUGAUUAUGAUGGCGGUGACAAGGAUUUCAACAUUUGUUGAAACUUAUCGAACGGUUCACUUAAAAUGAGGGCAUUUUGUUGUAUCUAAAUUAUGCUUCAGUAAAGUUGAUUUUUUAAAAGACAUGCACACAAAUAUAAUUUACAAAUCAUAUCAUUAGCUCGUUUAUGGUGUAGCAUUCAGUCAUUCUUAGAGUAUUCAGAGUUGUGCAAACAUCAUUAUCUAAUUCAGGAAGCUUUGCAUUACCCCAAAAAAGAACCUUUUAGCUAUUACCACUCACAGUUCCCCUAAUCCUGCUAGUCCUAAAAAACUCUAACUUACUCCUUUUCCGUAGAUUUGCUUAAUUUAAAUAUUUCAUAUAAAUGCAAUCACACAGUAUGUGGCUCAUCCACGGACGAAGGCAAAAAUGACGAUUUAAUCAGUCUAGCAUUCUCGGAGAGGGUUAUAACGCCUAGUAGAGUCCGGGGUCCUGGGUGCGCUCUGCAUUGUGGGUCCGCUUGGGGGAGAAAGUCAUUUAAGGGACCUCCUUCUACUUGCCCCAGAGUCUCACCCCUUCUGGCUCUAGACUACAGUUCCCAGAAAUCCUUGCGGCUCUAAUCAACUUCUUGCCCGAAACUGGCGACCUUUUCCUGUUUCUCAGGGAACUCCCUGGGGUUGGCCAGUACCAUGGAGGAAGAUUGUCUUCAGAGUGCAGGGCCUGCGUUCUAUGGCAGUUUCACUCUGAGCCUGUGUCUGGAUCACAGAGACGCAGAGUAGCUGUUCGGAGUGGGGAGCAGGGAUGUCCCCGAACUGUGCAGCGGCACGAACCCGAAGGACCGGGCGCCAUCUUCUCGGCGCGGUCCUACUCCGGACUGUAUUUCCCAGAGGUCCCCGCGAGUCCAAGGCAGCCGUUUCAUUUGCCUGCUGGACCCUCGGCCUCAAGGGUAGGGGAAGUGCGCGGUGAGCGGCCUGGGUCUUGCGGGCUCGGCUGGGACACGCAGAUAGUAGCUGUAGAUCCAGAAUGACCUCUGAUCUGCUCAGUCUGAGCCACAAGAAAGGCCUGGCAUCUCAUGAUUCCUUUCUUCUUCAGCUCUGCUGUCCUCAGAGAGUUACCCAGAGGAAGAAUGACUGUUGACCAAACCAAAUACAAGGAGAACAGCCUCAAGGAAAACUAACCGUCUGCAAUACUGGAAGCCAUGGCUGAGGGAUCAGUGAUGUUCAGUGAUGUGUCCAUAGACUUCUCUCAGGAGGAGUGGGACUGCCUGGACCCUGUUCAGCGGGACUUAUACAGAGAUGUGAUGUUGGAGAACUACAGCAAUCUUGUUUCAAUGGGACUUUAUACUCCUAAGCCUCAAGUGAUCUCCUUAUUGGAACAAGGGAAAGAGCCCUGGAUGGUUGGCAGAGAGCUUACAAGAGGCCUGUGUUCAGAUCUGGAAUCAAUGUGUGAAACCAAGUUAUUAUCUCUAAAGAAGGAAGUUUAUGAAAUAGAAUUAUGCCAGAGGGAGAUAAUGGGACUUACAAAGCAUGGCCUUGAGUACUCCAGUUUUGGAGAUGUUUUGGAAUAUAGAAGCCGCCUUGCAAAACAACUGGGAUAUCCAAAUGGGCAUUUCAGUCAAGAAAUAUUCACUCCUGAAUACAUGCCCACAUUUAUUCAACAGACAUUCCUUACUCUCCAGCAAAUAAUGAAUAAUGAAGACAGACCCUUUGAAUGUAAGAAAUGUGGAAAGGCCUUUAGUCAGAACUCACAAUUUAUUCAACAUCAGAGAAUUCAUAUUGGUGAAAAAUCUUAUGAAUGCAAAGAGUGUGGGAAAUUCUUUAGUUGUGGUUCACAUGUUACUCGGCAUCUGAAAAUUCAUACUGGCGAAAAACCCUUUGAAUGUAAGGAGUGUGGAAAGGCCUUCAGUUGUAGCUCAUAUCUUUCUCAACAUCAGAGAAUCCAUACCGGUAAGAAACCCUAUGAAUGUAAGGAAUGUGGGAAGGCCUUUAGUUAUUGCUCAAAUCUUAUUGACCAUCAGCGAAUUCACACCGGUGAAAAGCCUUAUGCAUGUAAGGUAUGUGGGAAAGCCUUUACUAAGAGCUCACAACUUUUUCAGCAUGUGCGAAUUCAUACAGGUGAGAAACCCUAUGAAUGUAAGGAAUGUGGCAAAGCCUUUACCCAGAGCUCAAAGCUUGUUCAACAUCAGAGAAUUCAUACUGGUGAGAAACCCUAUGAGUGCAAGGAAUGUGGCAAAGCCUUUAGUAGUGGCUCAGCACUUACUAAUCAUCAGAGAAUUCACACUGGUGAGAAACCCUAUGACUGUAAAGAAUGCGGAAAGGCUUUUACUCAGAGCUCACAGCUUCGUCAACAUCAGAGAAUUCACGCUGGUGAGAAACCCUUUGAAUGUCUUGAAUGUGGGAAGGCCUUUACUCAGAACUCACAACUUUUCCAGCAUCAGAGAAUUCAUACGGAUGAAAAACCAUAUGAAUGUAAUGAAUGCGGAAAGGCCUUUAAUAAAUGCUCAAACCUUACUCGACAUCUGAGAAUUCACACUGGUGAAAAGCCCUAUAACUGUAAGGAAUGUGGGAAAGCAUUUAGUAGUGGCUCGGAUCUCAUUCGUCAUCAGGGAAUUCAUACUAAUGAAUAAUAAAAAUGAAAGUCCCUGUCACCUUCCUCAUUUUUUAAACCAAAAAUUAUGUCUGAUAGUUACCCUCUUCCACAGUUUUUUUUAAACUUUGUAUUUAAAUUUUGUAUCCAAAUGUAUUUCACUCCAGGUUAUAAAUUCGGAGUCUAAAUUGACAUUCCCUCUCUCCUCCAGUCACAUACCAAUGCCAACUGUUCUGUAAUUCUUUGGUUCAUUGUUUUGUUCUACUUUCUUGGUGACACAUUAUACUCUUGUUUAUAUUUG
Rhinopithecus roxellana (golden snub-nosed monkey) is the source of this 2882-nucleotide messenger RNA. RefSeq names its product zinc finger protein 383 (gene ZNF383). The transcript has 6 exons. Bases 1194 to 2621 code for a protein of 475 amino acids. Lineage: Eukaryota; Metazoa; Chordata; Mammalia; Primates; Cercopithecidae. The record is from RefSeq and is a predicted model, not a curated record. Gene Ontology annotation, biological process: regulation of DNA-templated transcription.